This is a messenger RNA of Brassica rapa (field mustard), 8918 nucleotides long. RefSeq names its product thionin-like protein 2. The record is from RefSeq and is a predicted model, not a curated record. NCBI's taxonomy places the organism in Eukaryota, Viridiplantae, Streptophyta, Magnoliopsida, Brassicales, Brassicaceae.
AUUAUAUUUUCUUGUUUUUUACAUUUUUAAUCUUUUAGUAAUUUUAUUACAGGUAAAUCUUUAGAUAAUUUUUGUUAUAUUUUUUGGGUUUUAUAUUUUUUUUAAUUUAUACAUAUAUAAUGUUGAUUUUAAAACAAAUCAGACUCAUAUAAUUACAGGAUUUUUUUAAAAUGCUAAUUUUAAAAUUUAAUGUUAUUAUAUUUUGGAUUUUAAAAGUAUAACCCCUCAAUUAUGUUUACUUAAUGUAAAAACUCCUGAACUAAAUAUUUACCGGUAGUAAUGGUAAUUAUGACAUGCGAGAGUUUUUAAUUCAUUAAAUAAAGUUAGUUUUAGGAUAUUUUUGUUAAAUACUUAAUUUGGGCUUUUUUUUACGCAAAACAAGGAGUUUUAACAUUCAAAAUCCUAUUUGUAAUAAUUAACUGAUAUGUUCCAUUCCCUCCACUGUCAACAAUACGAUCAUAUUGGCAAGAUACCAAUACUAUGGUUUGCCUACCAGUUUCGCUAAAUUUCAUGCGCCUAAAUUAUUAAUAAAUAUAUUAAUGUGUAAAACACAAGCCUAUUUGGUUUUAGGACAGAAUCUGAGUAGUGAUACAAUUAUUUAUGGACACUAGCUAUAUUUAACAUCAAGCUCUUUUCACUCCAGUAAGGGUGGAGUGAAUAAUGCAAUGUUUUAAAACCCGAUCCGGACAUAGAACCGGACGAUUUAUCGGAUCACCAGGUUAUUGGGUUGAACGCGGAUUAGUAAAUAAAAUAAUUUUAUUAUAUAAUAAUAUAUUAGUUAUGAAAAUAAAAAUAUAAAAACUAAAAUAACUAUUUUCUAAAUAUUUUAAAACAUAAAAUAAUAGUUUGGAUAUGUAUAUAAUUUAUGUUUCAAAAACAUUUGGAUAAUACUUAACUUUAGUUUCUAUAUUUUAUUUUCGUUUCACAUACAAAAUAUCAGAAAAGAUAGUUUAGAUUAUUUUUCUUAACAAGUUAAGAGUUAUGGCAUCUAACAAAAAUAUCAAGAUUUAAAAUUCAUAAAUAUUUAAAUGUUAAGUAUGCAUAAUAAAAUUAAACUUCAAAUCUAAAUAAACCAAAACUAAAACAUAAUUGUAACAAAUUGUCGAUAACAAAAAUAAAACUAAAAUGUAGCAUAAAUUUAGAAUACAAAAAAUUCUAAAUGCAUAGUUAAAAACUUAAAAAAAAAUAGAAAUUAUCAAUUGGUUCAACCAGUGAUUCAACUGGUAACUGAAUUUUUGAUUUUAGUGAGUUUUUGCAGGUUUUAUUAGGUUUUUAAAUAUUAGGUUUUUUCACAAAACUCAAACCGGAUUUAUUCUGUGUCACCGAAUUUACCGGUUCAACCGCGGAUCCGGGUCCGGUUUCAAAACACUGAGUGAAUGUGUAAUAUAGGUUAAGUUUAGUUGUUUUUCUUGUAGAGUACGCACUCAUCUACAUAAUCUAUAUCCCGAUAACUUGCAGCGGUAGUUUGCCUGAAUGGAAAUGUAACAUAAUCCCUUAUAUAUGUUCCAAUAAUUUGCAUUCCAUUAACUUUUUACUACUUUGUUGUUAUUUAUAGUCUGGAUUUGAUGUUCAUAUAUAGAUCCAAUACUUUGCAUUCCGAUCACUUUUUACGACUUUGAUGUAAUUUAUUCAUCAGUUGCCAAUCUCACAAUUACUUUAAGCAUUGAUUUUUUAUAUAGUAUCUAGUAUAUCUAGUUCAAGAAAUUAUUUUGUUGUUGUUGUAUUUGAUGUUUUUUUCAUCUUCUGUUACAAAAGAAAAUCAGUGAAUAAAAUUGUAAACUGAACAUAUUCAGCAUAUAAUUUUAAUUUGGUCAAAACUUAUUCGGAAAUAAGUUAUAACAACAGUAAUAUACUAAGUUUUAAGAAUUUUGAUAAUUUUAGAUCUCAAAUUUUAAAUACAUAUAUUUUUUUAGCAGGCAACUUACAAUUUUUAGUUCAAAAUAUGUAUGACACAAUAUGAAAAUCAUGCUCGUAAAUCAUUAUUAAUUUUAUGAGAAGUUGUUGAAUAUCUAUCUAUCUAUCUAUAUAUAUAUAAAAAAGUUUUAUCUCUCCUUAGAGAGACACAUCAGAUACCAGCUAGGAAAUUCGUGUCCUGAGAGCGCGACAUGUGUCCGGGAAGAACGAAACUCACCGUAUCAUUUAACAUGUAACAUGAUGGGCUUUAUUUGAAGAAACAGAGUACGUUGUAACAUGAUGGACUUUAUUCUUCUCGCACGGCUGUAUAGAUAAUUAGGGUUCAUCUUCUUUUUCCAUAACUCAUGAUCUGCAAAAACAAUAGAGUUUCAGGUUGUUGAGUGAUAGAUUCGUCGUGGGCUACGAUAAUUUUAUUUGGGCUGUUACAACAAAAAAGGCCAGCUGCUUACACUCACCUUCUUCAGCAAUGGAUGUCAUCAACAUCUAUGGUUCGUCGUGCUCAUCAAAUUCUCAUUCAUCUCCAAUAAUGGAGUUCUGGAGAGCUAUUCGAGACAAAUCGUGAUGAUGAUUCCCUGGAUCGAGAAGUCUUGGUGUCGUUUCAUCUCCAGUUCUUCUCCCCGGAACCGUUACACGAUUAAUUCAUUGUCUGUCAUUAAGAUAUUUUUAACUCUUUCAACCUACCGCUACCAUGAUUUCACAGUCAAUGCAUCUUCCCUUUCUUUAAGGCGGUGCAUCUACAGCUAUAAAAAGGUUAGUAUACAUACCGUAAGCAUCAUCCUCACAAGUCUAAAUAACACUUGAAUCUGAUUGUUUUCUUACGUCUGUCGAUAGGUUUUCUCUUUUGAGUUUUCAUGUUUGUUCAUAUUGAAUCUGAUAAUCUUUGAUCAUCACUCGUGUGUUUGAGAUCAUUGAUUCAGAUUUUAUUUAUCUGAUCAUCAAUCUAAUUGGUAUGAUGUUUUGUGUGGGUUAAUUUUGAUUCAGACAAUCAAUUCUCUGUAACCAGGACCAAGCCGACCAGAUCUUGGGAAGAAGAAACUCAGAUAGCAAGCUAAAUAAUCUUUUCCUAACGUGGCAAUAUCUAUAUACUGUAUGUUUUCUUUUCAUACUCAGGUAGGUAGCAUGAUUAUGUCCCAGAUCCUUCCAUGGUUUCUAUCGGGUUUGUCAAAUCUCUUUUUUAUCUGAAUCAUCUUAUUGAUUUAGAUUGAAUAAUAUAAUUUUCAUUUCAUUUCGAUUUGUGUUUAUCAAAUGAGCAAUUUUGUUUGUGUUUGUCUUUCUCUUCCCUCGACACAAGAUCUUCUGAUGAACACUAUGAAUCGCUUCUAAUCGUUUUUGUCAUAUCUACCAUUGGCUCAACACAAACACAUGGAGAUCGAAACCGUUCAGUGUGAAGCGGACUUCGUCGGAAGUGUAUGGCGAAGAUUCUCUGUGAAGAGAUGGAGUUGAGAUGAGGAUGAGAGCUCGUACUUCUCUUUGAAGAAAUUUACAGACGGCUCAGACUAUUACUCAGUUAGCGCCUGUCCUAAUGUGGAAAGAGCUUUUGUUUUUUUAUGCUCGCCGGCCGCGUUAAAGAAGAUGUAUUCUUCGGCACCGUUUGUGACUUUGUGUUAUCCCCGAGUUUGUAGCAUGUGUUUUUAAGAAGUUGCUUCGUUUUAUUAAGCCUUAUCAACUUCUGAUGGGAUCCUUUUGGGCGUACGUUGGAAAAUGUAUUUGGCUUUGAACGCAGCAGUCGAUUAGUCUCUCUUAAUCUCUAUGUGACUAUCUCUCAACCUCUUUCCCUUUAACUCCAUCAAUGUAGGAAACCCAUCACUUAAUCUAACUGAAAAGAUGCGUUUUUAGCCUCUCUUCCAAUUCUCCAAUCAAGAGAAAGCGUGAUUUUUUCCUCUGUUAUGAAAACAUGGUUAUUAAAGCAUCUCUGUUUUAACAGGACAGGGGAAGGCUCUUCUCUCUUUGUCUUCUUGAAAGUUGCUCAAACUAUUAUCUAAUGUCAAAAUAUUCCACUGUAAAGAAGACAGAAUGAGAAGAUGACUCGAGAAGCCCACUGGAGUGAUUUAUUUUUCUUAGACCUAAAGUUUCCUCAACAUGUUCAACCAACAUAAAAAUGCAGCAGCUAAGAUAAAACGAAAGUAAGUAGAGUGUUACCUAGAAUACCGAUAAUCACUCACCAGAUCAGGUAGGAGCUUAGCAUACAUGUCGCACCACAGCUUCUCCUGAUUCGCCAUGUGACCACACCUCACCAACCUCAUUUAAUUCAAAGAGUAUUUUUGACUAAACUCAUUAAAAUAUAAAAUAUAAUCAUACAAAGAAAUAAAUAUCGUUAUUGAAGUGUAAAAUGUGAGUAAUUUUACUAAAAUAUAAAAUAUAUAUUAGAUAGUCACAUUUAAAAAUUGUUAUUAACAUAACUAUGAAAUAAAUAAUAUUAGAAAACUUUAAACUGUGUCCUUUUUUCAGCCAUUUUACAUUUAUUUGUUUAAUAUUAUGAAAAACUAUUCAUAAUAUUAAAAAAUUAAAAUAAACAGAUAAAAUAAUUUAAUAGCAUAUAAUCCAAAGAUAUUGGAAAAUAUUAUAAUUUAAAUAAUAAAAACUUAACUAAUAUGUAUAUUUUUAAAUGAUACAAAUUUAUAUUAGAUAUUUACUCUAACUAUUAACAUUAUUUUUAAAUUAUCAUCCUGUCCGUAGGAUGGGCCGGCCCUAGUAAUAAAAUAUAACUUAGCUCCAAAUUUUUCUCGUGAGAAAUUAUACUAUGACUAUUCUAUUAUAAAACGACUGAAUUUAAAUACGACAGAAAUCAUGACCAUCAACUGAGAGUAUUUUUUCAUGCACAUUAAUACAUAUAUUUUUAAACACUUUUAUACAGACGCAUUAGAUGUAUAUCUGAAAUUAUCUUGCACACAUUUACGUUAAUGAAAACUUUUACCUCACAAACAGAAUGAUAUAAUCAACUAACCAGAAACAAUCAAAAUUAAAAUAUAAUUUUAUCAUAUAAUCCGCUCCAUAAUUACACCUAAUAUGUAGUAGUAACGUUUUGAACAUAUGAAUGUUAACUAUUACAAAAGAUCUUUUUCUUUAUUUUCUGUCAAUAUUUUAUUAUACAGAAGGUUCUACAAUCUCUAUAUAAACAUUAACAACAGAAGGUAACAACAUCCACGAUCAACAAACAAAAUACCACACAUUUUAUAAAUAAUCAUCUCUUCAAACCAAAAAAAAAAGUAAAAUAAAAUGGAAAGCAAAAGAGUGAACAUAAUAUUCAUUACAAUGAUGGUAGUGAUGGUAAUGGAGAAUUUUGUGGUUCAGACACAUGCUCAAGACACACUCUCUUUUAGAACUUGUUAUCCAGGUUGUAUUAAUGGUUGUGCCAUUGAGAAGCAGUUACCAAAAUUAUUGUUGUGUCCAUUCACUUGUCUCUUUACUUGUCUUGCUCCUCCAACAUCAAAUAUUUCUUCUCCUCCUUCUCAGAUGAUUUUCCCAAAAAAAAUCGAUCAUACUGAUUAUUUUUGCAAACUUGGUUGUGCUACUCAUCAUUGUACUUCUCUUUCUUCUCUCGGAAGGCUGAAUGUAGACAAAGUUGCAGACUGUGUGAAUUCAUGCUCAGACAAAUGUUCCAACAAGAACUAAAAGUGAUAUGAUCUAGUCUUAUUUUGAUAAAAGAAUCCAUGUCUAAAUAACAAAAGAUAUGAACUGGUAUAGUUUGUAUCACUACAAUAUUCAAUCCAAAUAAAUAUUUAUUUCAUGAUUGAAAGUAUUUGUGUUACAAGCAGAUCAUUAGAUGAAACUGUCAGACCAAAAAAAAAUGUUAGAAGAAAUGAUAUUUAUUAUUGUAACAAUAUUACAUAAUUGUAAUAUAUCAUUCAUAACUAAUCUGGUUCGUUCCCUUCAUCGUAAUCAAUAGAAUCAUAUCGACAAGAUAAAAAAUAUAUAUUACUACGAGGAUAGAAAUGUGGAUCAGCAUCUGCUAUUUGCCCAAUAACAACGCCUUACUGUUGAUGCGGUGUAGAUCUGAUCCAGUUAAGGUGACUGCAUAAUCUAACUGGGUUCGAGAAAGGCAGAUGCUACUCAACGAUGUUGCACAUAGAAGAUAGAUAAGUAUUAUACGACGACAUAUUUCCACACCAGAACUAUCAUAUAGUAACAAAUGUACACAAUCUUUUAAUCUCGUCCUAAUUGCACACCAUUUAAGUAUAACAACCUAUUUCCACACACGAUAAAAGUUCGAAACUCGUUUCUCCCUAAACUUUGAAAGAGGAACUAAUACCAACAAAUAGCGGUUUAAAACUGGUUAAUAUUCCCUAAACCUUAAACUUAACCAUUGACUAAUUUAACUAAACCAAAAACGACCCGAUUGCGACCCGAUUAGAGAAUAUAAACCAGAUUAAAUCAACCAAAUACAAUUGGAUCUAAUAAACUGACCCAAGACCGAGUUAAUCAAUUAAAUCAUUUGUCUCUCUCGUGAAGAACAUUGUUAAACAAUGGAGUCAUGGACUGAUGCAAUGUUGAGUGAAAUAGAAAUCACAGAGGAAGAAGAUGAAGGUGUUAAUGUGGACUGAACAGAAGAACCAUGUUGUGGCCCUUACGAUCGGACCUUUAAUCAAAUUUUGGGACCCUUACAACGUCUUCGAUUCAACUUCGUUUCUCUUCGCCUUUGGAUUGAGCUAGAUCCAUGGCUGUUUCCAUUUUCCAGGUAUCUCUCGACAGUCUCUAUUAUGCUUUUCAUUAGUUAUAUGAAAUUCAGUAUAUAUAUUAUUAUUUGAAGUAUAAACACAAGAAUCAAGCGUAGGCUAUUGGUUUAUGUGCUUCUGUAACUGCUUGACCUUGCGAGUUCGAAUCCAGGUUGGAGCUUUUUUAAUUUAUUUUAUUUUCCAUUCUGUCUUUAAUUAAUGUAAAAUGACGCAAACGUCCUCAUCUUCUUCUUCGCAGUGUUACCAAGAAACCCUAAUCUCUGUUUCAGAUUUUUUUUUUCACGAUUCUUGACCAAAUCUACUUCUCUUUCUUAAGUAUUUACUCAAUUAUGUUAAGUCAAAUUUAUGAUUUUGAACGAACAAACUAACACAUUCAUACAAACAAACCAAACUUUCUGGAUUUUUAGAUUUUAGGAUUCUAAAGAACUAAAAUCGAUUUUGGGGCUUUUAAAAUGGUUUCAGGUCGGGUUUAAAUCAAUCCAUAGUCGGAUCUUCGUUUGGGUUGGGUUGUACCAAUAUCAAUCGAUACGAAUUGGUUUACUAUCGGUUCAUGUCAUAAACCAUUUAAACCAAACCAAAUCUUGGUUUGUGUGGAAACGGGUUUCAAACUUUUAUUGUAUGUGGAACUAGGUUGUUAUACUUAAAUGGUAUGCAAUUAGGACGAAGUUGAAAGAUUGUGUACAUUUGUUACUAUAUGAUAGUUCUGGUGUGGAAAUAGGGCGUCUUCCCGGAAAGAUUCUAUAGAAGUAUGCUUUGAAAAUAAAUAAAAAAAUUGACCAGAAUCGUGGAAUAAAAAUAAAGAAUACUUCUACUUCUUUUAAUUAUUUGAUUUUAAUACUAAAUCAAUACUAUUAAAAGGGAGGGAGUCUCAAAAAAUCUACCUAUAAAAGUUAUUUGGACUAUUUCCUUUUAUUAUAUUUGGGUCUUCCCCUAUAUAUUAUAAUAACAUGUGACCAGCAUUAAAAUUUUAAAAUAAAAAACAAACACAUGUCCAUAGAAAAUAUACGGAGAAUAUGCUAAUGACUUAUCUUACCAAUAAAGGAGAAGUUAGAUGUUUAAAAUUUUAAUGGUCUUCCGCAUAUAACCAAAGGGAAUUUGAUAAAAAAAAAAUAACCAAAGGGAAUAAAAGUCCAUUAAAGUUUAUUUAUCCAUUAAUUGUAUUUGUAGCUCUCAAACCAAUUUAACCAAUAAAACACGUUUCAUCUUUCGGCAACAUUACCAAUCUCUGCAUAAUUUGGUCUAUAUAAAAAUGUCAACCAAGAGUGUAAAAUCAAGUGCCAAAAUUUCCACUAUCCAUUUUACGAUUAUUAACAUUAGAAAUUCACUGCCAAAUAACUGUAAUAGUGUAAUCGAGAAGAACACCACUAAACCGGAUUAUAUGUGUAAUGUGACACAUACAAUUUUGAAAUUUUAAUCGGUUUAGUUGUAUAUGAUUUUGAAAUUUAUUAUUAUAAAAAUAGAAAAACCAUUUGUAAUACAAAAUAAGAAUUUCAGAUUUACUUAAAUCAUUUUGAAGCUGUUAAUAGAUCCAUUAAAUAUUCCAAAAAACUUUGAAUAACUAGCCCCUAAAUUAAAGCUAUCACAUUAAUAACAAAAAUAUCUACUUGCAAAUCACGAAUUGACAAGUCUAAUAGGUUAUUUAAUUUUAUUUAUUGUUAUAAAAUACAGGAGAAGUUUAUCAAUUUUAUAAAAAGUGUUAUCAAAGUUUUCUGGAUUUUACCGGGACAAAUUAAAUAGUUUAUUUAGUUUUUUGUAUUAUUAUAAAAUACAUGAAAACUCUAAACAAUUUUUUUUUAAAAAGUGUUAUCAUGUUUUACUGGGUUUUUACUGGGGUAACCAGUACCAAUUCAAAUGUUAAUGGUGGAUUUGUGGAUUUUAUCCAGGUCCAAUUAUGUUUCAGUUCAAUUCUGGGUUUUUCGGUUAAUUUCAUAAUGAUAGAUAAAACAUAUUGGAUAAUUUUGGGCUUUCAAUUUAAAUAUCAAAAAAUUAAAUUUGUUCGAAUAAAAAUAUUAAAUUAUUUGGAUAAUUUAAAAUAAAAAAUAUCUGAUAUUUUGGGUAUUUCAAUGGUGGGUAAUAUCGAAUAAAAAUAUCUGAUAUUUUGAAUAAAAAUAUUAGGGUAACUCAAUUUUGGUUAAUUUGGUUUAUAAACAGUAGUUUUUUAGAUAUUUGGUUAUUUAGAAAUCAAAUAUAAUUAUUAUUUAUUGGUAUAUAAUCUAUACUAUUAAAAGGGAAUCACUCCUAAAAAAUCUACUUAAACAAGGUUGUUGGACCAUUUCAUUAGACUUAACUAUUUAUUUGGUCUUAACUUAUAUUUCUCUAACUAUAUAAAUA